This is a messenger RNA of Aedes albopictus (Asian tiger mosquito), 1171 nucleotides long. It is a transcript of the gene tex, whose product is annotated as THO complex subunit 3. The record is from RefSeq and is a predicted model, not a curated record. NCBI's taxonomy places the organism in Eukaryota, Metazoa, Arthropoda, Insecta, Diptera, Culicidae. Bases 129 to 1097 code for a protein of 322 amino acids. Gene Ontology annotation, cellular component: THO complex part of transcription export complex. Gene Ontology annotation, biological process: mRNA export from nucleus. Gene Ontology annotation, molecular function: protein binding. The transcript is spliced from 2 exons.
CGAAGCGCGUUUGCCAGUCAAAUUAUUAUAUUAAAUUAUAUAUAAUAUUUACAGUAAAAAAAGUGUUCAAAACCCUCGGAAUUUCCGUUUAGUUUUGUGAUAACUAACUAGCUUACAAAACCGGCGCGAUGGUAGCUACAAAAUCACACGUAGAAGAAUUACAGGAGUAUUUCAAAACGCACAAUAAAACUCGCGAAGCGACGAAGGCUCACACCGCUAAAGUUCACUCGGUUGGUUGGAACUGUGACGGACGCCGGUUGGCGUCCGGCUCGUUCGACAAAUCCGUGGUCAUAUUCACCUUGGACCGGGAACGAUUGAAUAAGGAGAGUACGUAUCGAGGACACACCGGCUCAGUGGACCAGCUGUGCUGGCAUGCUUCCCUUCCGGAUCUGUUGAGCACGGCUAGCGGUGAUAAAACGGUACGCAUAUGGGAUGCUAGAAUUGGCAAAUGUGAACGGAUCAUCAACACAAAAGGUGAGAAUAUCAAUAUAACUUGGUCACCGGAUGGGAACACUAUUGCGGUCGGGAACAAGGAGGACCUGGUGACGUUCAUCGACGCUCGGAUGUACAAAAUCUUGGCCGAGGAGCAGUUUUCUUUCGAGGUGAACGAGAUCGCUUGGAGUAAUGGUAGCGAUUUGUUUUUCCUUACCAACGGACAAGGGUGUGUCCAUAUAUUGAACUACCCGGAUCUGAACCUGCAACAGGUGCUGAAGGCCCAUCCAAGCACUUGCAUAUGUAUUGAAUUUGACCCGACAGGGAAGUACUUUGCGACGGGAUCAGCUGAUGCUCUAGUUUCCCUGUGGGACGCCGAAGAGCUUGCCUGCUUGCGGGUGUUCUCCCGAUUGGAUUGGCCGGUGAGAACCAUUUCUUUCAGUCACGACGGCAGAUUGCUUGCGUCUGCAAGUGAGGAUCUUAUCAUUGAUAUCGGAGAUACCGAGACAGGAGAAAAAGUUGCGGACAUUUCGGUUGACGCCGCUACGUUCACGGUUGCAUGGCAUCCCAAGCAGUACAUGUUGGCCUAUGCGUGUGACGAUAAAGACGCCAAUGAUCGUCGAAGGGACGCCGGAAGUUUGAAAGUCUGGGGUUUCACUGAGUAGUAGAUUUUGUAUUAUCUAGAAUAAGUAUCUAAUAACAUAAACGGGGUUUGAGCUAAGCCCAAGUCUCUUCCUGA